Messenger RNA from Paramecium tetraurelia, 4047 nucleotides. RefSeq lists its product as uncharacterized. Gene Ontology annotation, molecular function: ABC-type transporter activity; ATP hydrolysis activity; ATP binding. NCBI's taxonomy places the organism in Eukaryota, Ciliophora, Oligohymenophorea, Peniculida, Parameciidae. The transcript has 5 exons. The record is from RefSeq and is a predicted model, not a curated record. Gene Ontology annotation, biological process: transmembrane transport. Gene Ontology annotation, cellular component: membrane.
AUGAAUUAAGCCUCAUCCAGUGUUAGUUUGAACGCUCCUUUAUUGAAUGAAGGGGAAGUAGAUGCUACAAGAUUGGUCAAGAAAUCAAGGCGAAAUAGGGCGGGAGUAAUAUCGCAGUUGUUCUUCGCUUGGGUCUAUGGUACAAUAGAAAUUGCAUCGAAAGUGACUUUGGAAAAUGAUAUGAUCGAGGAUCUUAGAUUUGAGGAUACCAGCGAAUAAUUGUAUUACAGAUUCAUGAAGCAUUUUGAAAAGAGAAAAAACGAGAAGAAUGGUUUGAUUUGGUCAUUGAUUGGGGUGUCUAUGGGAUAAUGCAUCUUUGUUUUCAUAGUGAUGUUGUUUACUGUUGGGACCUCUUUGUUGAAUCCACUAUUGAUAAAAUGGACUAUAUAGUAUUUGAUGAAGGAAGACAAAGAGACUUAGGAAGGAAUAAUUCUGAUUUUCAGCAUUAUAGGAGUGAGAAUAAUAUCAGUGAUCUGUCAGCAGCAUUCGUUUUAUUAGAUAAGAGUGGUUGGGUAUGAUUGGAUGGGUAUUUUAUCGAUGGCCUUAUUGGGCAAGAGCAUGAACGUUUCAUAUCAGAGCAACAAAGAACACACAAGUGGAUAGGUCUUGAAUUACAUGUAAGUGGACGCGAUGAAGUUAUAAUGGUUUGGAUGGUAUAUGUCAUAAGUUAUGUUGAUGCCAUUGCAAAUCGCCAUAUCUAUCUAUAUGAUGUUCAAAUUUAUAGGAGUGGCAUUCCUGGGUGGAUUGGGAGUGAUAUUGUUGACUGCAUUCUUUAAUAUUUUUGUAGGCAAGAAGAUGUUCGAGUAUCAAAUUUUGAUGAUGAAGGACAAAGACAAGAGAACCAAUUGUGCUAAUGAAAUCUUUUAAUAGAUCAAAUUUAUCAAGGUCAAUGCUUAUGAAGAGUAUUUCAGAACAAAACUCACUAAAUUGAGAAAUCAAGAAAUUAAGACUUUAAAAACUAGAUUCUUUGCAUCUUGUUUGAAUAUCUUAUCAGUUUGGUUGAGUCCUAUGUUAAUUUUAAAUGCCACCUUUAUAAUCUACGUGGCCAUUGGAAAUAAUCUUACUCCAGCCAAUACAUUUGCCAUCAUCAGUUUAUUUUAGAGUCUUCAAGGACCACUUCUAUUUUUACCCAUGGCUCUCAAUGCUUUGAUCGAAGCCAAUAUCUCCUUUAAAAGAGUGCAGAGUUUCCUAUUAACAAAUGAAUUGAUGAGAGAUUGCAUCACCAAUUCCAGUCAAUCCCAAUUAGAUUUAAUGUACCAAAAAGGAUUGACUGUUAAUGAUUCCAGAUCUCAAAUGAACUCCUAAGUCAUGAGAACAGAAAUUGAUAAUGAUAUUGCCAUCAGAGUAGACUAAGGAACCUUUUACUGGUCAAAAUACAAGGAAUAACCUUAACAACCAGCUUAGACUCCUCCUGCAAAAGGAUAGAAAGUAGAACCACUGCCAUAGAUUGAAUCUGAUCAUAUUUUGAAAGACAUCAAUCUCAGAAUUGAAAAAGGGCAAUUUGUAGCCAUUGUUGGAGAUGUUGGUUCUGGAAAAUCGUCCUUAAUUCAAGCUUUGUUGGGUGAAAUGAUUUACAAAGAAGAUAAACCAAGAAUCCAAAUUAAUGGAUCUUUUGCUUAUGUGAGUUAAAAGGCUUGGAUAUAAAAUGCCACAGUCAAGGAUAACAUUCUGUUCGGAUUGCCUUUCGAUUAGACCAAGUAUGAUGAAGCCAUCAAAUUUUCUUGUCUCAAGGAUGAUAUCAAGAUCCUAGUCAAAGGAGAUCAGACCAUGAUUGGAGAAAAAGGAGUCAAUCUGUCAGGAGGACAAAAGGCAAGAGUCUCUUUGGCUAGAGCCAUUUAUAGCAAUUGCGAUAUUUAUUUAUUAGAUGAUCCCGUCAGUGCAGUUGAUGUGCAUGUUGGUAAAUUUAUCAUCUAUGAAUGUUUGAAUGGCUAUUUGAAAGAGAAAACGAGAAUCUUAGUCACUCAUGCUCUCAACUAUUGUCAAUACACCGACUAUGUCUAUUUAAUGGACAAUGGCACUAUUGCUGAAUAAGGCACUUUUGCUGAAAUCAAACAAAGUGAGCAAUUCAAAAAGGUUUAUCAGAAAUUUUACAAGGAUGCCAAAAGUGAUGAGGAAUCCUAAGAACAAGUUAAUGAAGCUGAACAAGCUUCUGCUUCUGAAUUAAAAUUGGAGAGAAAACAAUCCUCUUAGAAAGAAACACCCACAUCUCCUUAAGCUAAAGAUGAAGUUGAUGAACUUAUGUUGUUAGAGGAUAGGAAUAAAGGGUCGAUUUCAAUUGACAUCUUAACCACCUACAUUCGAUUGACUGGAGGUUUCCUUUUCGCAGCAUUCUUGAUUUUCAUGAUGUUUCUAUGGGAUGCGUGUUAUGUUGGUUCAUCAUUAUGGAUGGCUCAUUGGACUCAAUAGGCUAGUAAGGAUCUCAUCAACGAAGUAGAAACCAAUAACUAUUUCUAUUUGAUCAUCUAUUCAGUACUCUCUUUGAGUUAUGGAAUCUUGGCAUUCCUUAGAUCAUGGGCCUUUGUGAUAGUCAGUUGCAAUCAGGCCAACAAUAUGCAUAACAAAAUGGUGAGUUGCUUAAUGUAUGCUCCACAAUGUCAAUUCUUUGAAAGAGUUCCCUUGGGUAGAAUUAUGAACAGAUUGACCAAGGAUUAGAAUGUUUUGGAUUCAGAACUCCAUUGGACAUUCAAUUGGAUGUUAGUUCAAGUAUUUCUAUUAUUGGCCAACACCUUCUUAAACAUCUAUACAAGUUCCCCCUGGGUUGCCAUUCCCAUGGUAGUCUACUUUUUCUUAUGUUGGAAAAUUCAGAGAAUAUACAUGGCUGCAAGUAGAGAACUCUUCAGACUGGAAGCAAUCAGCAAAAGUCCCAUUUUGAGUUAUUUCUCAGAAUCAAUCAUGGGAAUCACCACAAUCAGAGCCUUCUAGAGGUAAUCUUAAAUCAUGAAUAAACAUGGACACAAUCAAGAUCUGAAUCGUAAGAUAUUCUUAGAACAGAUCGCUGCAAAUGCUUGGUUUGGAUUAGUUCUUGGUCUAUCAAGUUUCAUGGUCAAUACCACAGCUAUUGUAUUUUGCAUGUUUUAUAGUACAAAAAAUCCUGCAUAUGCUGGAUUAUUGAUGACAUAUGCAUCCACCUUGGAUCAAAAUAUCAAUGGAACAGUCCAAUGCUUGGGACAUGUGGAGAAUGGAUUAAUAUCAUUCGAAAGAUGCGUUGCUUAUACUAAAGUUAAACCAGAAAAAGGGUAUGAAGCUGCAGUUAAAAGAUAUCAAAACAACCAGGCUUAUAGAGAUCAAUACAUACCAUAAUGGCCUAAAAAUGGGAUAAUAGAAUAUAAAAAUUAUUCAGUCCAAUAUAGGGAAGGAUUGCCUAUGGCUUUGAAAAAUAUGAGUAUUGUUAUCAGUCCAAGAGAAAAGGUCGGUAUCGUAGGUAGAACAGGAGCUGGAAAGUCAACCAUUACUUUAACUAUCUUAAGAAUCUUAGAAGCUAUGAAUGGAUAGUUAUUGAUUGAUGGUCAUGAUAUCUCUACCAUCUCUUUAAGACAACUCAGAGAAUCAAUUACAAUGAUUAUGCAAGAUCCAACAUUAUUCAGUGGUACCAUCAGAGAUAAUAUUGACCCUUUGAAUCUAAGAACUGAUGAAGAAGUCUUACAAGCCAUAAACAAAUGCUGUCUGACUGAAUUGAUUGAAUCCAGAAAAGGAUUAGAAACUCACAUCAAUGAUCACGGAGACAAUUUAAGUGCCGGAGAGAAACAGCUUGUUUGCAUCGCCAGAGCAGUCCUCAAGAAAAGUCCUAUCGUCCUAAUCGAUGAGGCCACUGCCAAUAUAGAUAUUGAAACAGAACAUAAGAUUCAAGAUACCAUCCAAAAUGCCUUUGCUGAUUGCACUGUCAUCACAAUUGCUCAUAGAAUCAACACCAUACUUCAUUGUGACAAGAUUCUCGUUCUAGACAAAGGAGAGGUUAAGGAAUUUGGAUCCACUAAAGAGUUAUUAAACCAACCUGCCUCCUUAUUCUAUGGAAUAUAUUAAGAAGCCUUAAAGGAAUAAAGUCAUUGA